Fragaria vesca subsp. vesca is the source of this 705-nucleotide messenger RNA. RefSeq names its product glutathione S-transferase U9-like. The transcript has 2 exons. The record is from RefSeq and is a predicted model, not a curated record. Gene Ontology annotation, biological process: glutathione metabolic process. Gene Ontology annotation, cellular component: cytoplasm. NCBI's taxonomy places the organism in Eukaryota, Viridiplantae, Streptophyta, Magnoliopsida, Rosales, Rosaceae. Bases 1 to 705 code for a protein of 234 amino acids. Gene Ontology annotation, molecular function: glutathione transferase activity.
AUGGCAGAGGAAACCAGAGUGAUCCUCCAUGGAAACAGACUUAGCCCUUAUGUUAAGAGGGUGGAAAUGGCCCUCAAAAUCAAAGGCAUACCCUAUGAGUUUGUGGAAGAAGAUUUGAAGAACAAGAGUCCAUUGCUCCUCAAGUACAACCCUGUUCACAAAAAGAUUCCUGUACUUGUCCACAAUGGAAAACCCCUUGCUGAGUCUCUUGUCAUCCUUGAAUAUAUUGAUGAAGCCUGGAAAACUAGCCCUCAACUUCUACCAGAAGAUCCAUAUAGAAGAGCCCGAGUUCACUUUUGGGCUAGCUUUCUGCACCAACAGUUGUUUGAGGCCAUUGUCUUAGUGAUCAAAACAGACGAAGAAGCACGACAGAAAACGAUCAAAGAAAUGUUUAACAAACUGAAGUUACUCGAAGACGGAGUGAAGGAUUUAUUCUCAGAUGGCAUUCCUUUGGUGGUUGACAACAAUAUCAAUGUAGGUCUACUAGAUGUGCUCAUGUUUUCUAUCUUUGAUUCAUAUGAGGCUCAUGAACAAGUCCUUGGAAUAAAGGUGAUAGACCCUGAGAAGACACCAGUAAUAUAUUCCUGGAUUAAAUCUAUAAAUGAGCUACAUGUGGUGAAAGAGCUGCAUAUCCCUCAUGAAAAAGUGCUGGCAUCUGUCAAGCUUUUUAGAAAAUUGUCUAUGAAUUCUACUGCAGAGACUUGA